CGUGCGGCCUGCUAUGCUGAUAGUUGUGCACAUUUUAUUUGGCUAACGUGAAAAAGCUGUCGUACAAUUACAACAAGACUGGGGUGGAGGGUUAUUUAUGAACGUUUGAGCGCACUUGACCUUCCGUCGUUCUUUGUGUUUAUUUGUAGUAAACACAUCACCAGUGGGGGUAUAGGCCUACAUAAAUUGAAAUGUUUUGAGUGCAGAUAACUACACCCAGUACGACUCGAGUUGAUGCAUGUAAAUCAAAGAUGACAUUCCUGCUGCUGUGUGCCUCAGUAUUCAUUCUCUCAGGGAAAGUAGUGUUUGCCUUACAAUGUCACACAUGUGCUGACGUCAACCGCCACACCGGCCAGGCCUCGCUAACCUGCGAUGAUUUCUACGUGAAAAAUCACACCAAGGAGCUGUUACAAGGAUGCAGCGAUCCUCCCUCUGGGCACACCGUUCGAUGCACCAAAUUUGGCGGUCAUGCGCAAAAAAUGGAAGACUCUGGAUCCAGCAUUCUCAUGGAUGGCAUUUCCAGAGGUUGCGUCACCUUCAAGGAAAACAGUCUUCCCCGGAGUACGUGCUACUAUGGAAAAGAGGCUAGUCCCUGGCUUUCAUCCCUGGUUCCCGGCACAGAGGGUGCAUCAGUCAAUGGCCUUAUAUGUUUCUGUGAGGAGACCGGUUGCAAUGGUGUAGCCUCCGUCCAGCCGUUCGUUUCACAUUUGCUAUGCACACUGAUUAUACUGUAUGCAGUUUUGUAAAUCGUUAAUUGUCAACACGGAAUCAUCUUGAGGAAAGUCUCAGAAAACGUUGCUGAUUAAAUUAUCCAAAAAG
Molecule: messenger RNA, 819 nt
Organism: Patiria miniata (bat star)
Lineage: Eukaryota; Metazoa; Echinodermata; Asteroidea; Valvatida; Asterinidae
Exons: 4
Coding region: 252-746 (164 amino acids)
Source: RefSeq, a predicted model, not a curated record